Molecule: messenger RNA, 5423 nt
Organism: Mugil cephalus (flathead mullet)
Lineage: Eukaryota; Metazoa; Chordata; Actinopteri; Mugiliformes; Mugilidae
Exons: 10
Coding region: 2397-4325 (642 amino acids)
Biological process (GO): cytokine-mediated signaling pathway; immunoglobulin mediated immune response
Cellular component (GO): external side of plasma membrane
Molecular function (GO): cytokine receptor activity; protein binding
Source: RefSeq, a predicted model, not a curated record
CCUGUCAGUGGUCAUAAUGUUGCGGCUGAUCGGCGUAUGAACCUGCUGGAUCCUUUUAACUCCUGGCUUUAGUCUCCGUAACGAUUCCACACGAUGCCACUGUCAUUAGAAACUGCAAAUACAUGUCUGUUAAUAGGUUCAAGUGUCUUUAAUUGUGGCACCUAAUGUUUAGCAUAAUGCACCGUUAUAGCACCACUGAUGUGAGACUGUCGCAUCCGACUCUGAGCUGUGAGUUAUAAGGGUCUAUUUACGUCUCCUCUCCGGUUGUAUCACCUUUUUUGUUUUUUUUUUUCCACGAGCGCUGACUUCCUGGUGACAUGUUUAACACCCAGAUAAAGACGUUUGCGUUUAACAUGUCAUCGGUUAAUUUCCUCUUUUCCUUUAAUUCUUAUGCGAGGAAAUGUACACUUCUCUCUGUAAUCAUUGCAUGUAGUCAUUGCGAAGAUAAAUUAACAGGCAAUCUGAUAAAAGCUAUUUUAAGAAAAGGCAUUAGCAGAAAGGGCACCUGUAAAAAAAAAAAAAAAAAAGAAAAAAAUGGAACAUUUGAGCUUCUCAGACAAAAGAAAGAAAACAUUUUGACCUUUAUUAAACCUCAUAAACAGGUGACCGGAGAAACCACAAGAACGUGUUCUUUCCCCUGCGCACGGAAAUGGAAAAAAAAAAAAAAAAAAGCUCUGCAAAAGAUCACACAAAAUGGUUAUUAGCUCAAAACUUCACUUUGCACGACAGCGUGCACCUGUUCUCUUUGGUACAUUUGCAUGCAGCGUCCAAGCAUUUGGAGAACUUGACUUGAUCGGUCUUUGUGACUUCAUGCUUUGCGCUGUUGUCGUGCAGCAGAACUAAUUUAGUGACCUCCCACGCGUAAUGUGGCGAACGAACCAUCUAAGUUGCCAAAACUCUGCUUCCAUCACACGCAUAUAAGGAGAGAAGCCUGGUAGUUUUGGUGCAAAUAAUAGAUAUUUAUAAGGUUGUUGGGUGCUGUGCUGCUGCUGCUGCUGCAAAGUGAAAACUGGAUUUGUGGGUCGGCUCUAUAUGGGCUGUCAUAACCACACACCACAGAAUCUACUCCCUUUCAUCCUGUUUGUGACAGGGUUUAAAUGUUCAGGGGGGGUUCAGAUGCAGAAGCCUGAAUCUUAAAGUCAUCAGCUGAAUAUUCUCAGAGGAAACCAGGAGUUAAUUUGUGUUAAAUUCGUGUUAAAUGCUAAGCCGUGCACACUGCAAACACGUAACGCAGGCUGCGGCGUGCAGGGGUUUGGGCGUGUGCACCGAUCAGGCAUAACAUUAUGACCACCUUCCUAAUGUUGCGUAGGUUUUUUCCUUGUACGACAGUUGUUGGUCAUCGGAGAAUGGACACGGGUCUUCAGAGGGUGUCCUGUGAUUAGGAUGGACGGUGUUUUUUUAGAGGGGAGGUCACAUUUGGGCUGCUGUUAUCUGGGAGUCAUUGUUAUGGGGCCUGUUGUACUCUAGGUACAUGCACACAGAUGCGGGUCCAAGAGUUUUCAGGAUGGUCAAAGCUACUUACUUCUCCUGAUAGUGGUUUUAAUGUUGUGGUUGAUCGGUGUAAUUCGUCUCAUUAACGCUAAAGUAUCCAGUGUCCGUGUGUUUUAUGUCUGUGCUGUGUCCACGGCUGAACGAUCCAUUGAUUCCAAAUUGAUGUAGUGACCCAGAGUUAAUUUAUAUUCAACUUAUUAUCUGACUUGAUGUGUACUCAACACACACAUCGGGAGCAGUUUCUGCACCUUUUAGCAAUCACAUGUUGCGUUAAUGUUUUUUAUCACUUUUUUUUUUAAUCACAAACAGUGUUGACUUUAACUUCUUGUUUUUUUUGUUUGUUUUUUUUUUUUUUUAUCCCAAACGAGAAUAUCUCUAAGAAAUUUAUCAGCUUAGUCUCAGAGAGUGGAAAUGUACAUCAACUUUUUCAUUGUGUCUGUUUAUCAGUCAAAGGAAGUGUUAACGUACUCAACCACACACACACACACACACACACACACACACACACACACACACACACACACACACACACACACCACACACACACACACACACACACCCACACACACACACACACACACACACACACACAGAGUCUGAUUUGAAGAUUAGUUGCCAGUCAAACCCUUGGGAGGAGGUGUGAUGAGAAACGAAGAAAGGGCAUCAUUGGUGGUAAAAAGAUCUUGUCGUCAUUAGACACUGGAUAGUUUGGCAGUUAGUUGUUGAGAGGAGUGAGAGGAGAACUAACCUCUGAUGUUUGCUUCACAGGACAUCAGAUGGGAUAAAAGAGUCAAGCUCGCAGCGUUACCGACAGGAACAAGAAGCAACCAGUGAGCUACACCUGAGGAAAGUCGCAAACCAGUGGUUUGACAGCUGCCGAAAGAGAUCACAGCCAGGCAUGAAACAUGGAGAGCGACGCGGAGAAGCUUCGCCUGCAUCUUCUCGUUCUUCUGGUUCUGACCUCCACCGUCAGCAGUUCUGGAUGUCCGAGCAUGCCAAUAGACAAUCUCAUUUGCUAUAACGACUACAACCGAAGCAUCGCCUGUGAGUGGAACAGCACUGAGUGGAUGUCCGAUCGCCGAUAUUCGUCAGACGCUCCAUGCACAAUAUACGCCGAGUUGGUAAAUUUUAGAAGAUUUUAUUACAACGGUUCCUGUAACCUAGAACCAGUUGACCCCGCCAACCCAGCCCGACGGAAGUGUUCCAUGAUCUUAAAAUCUAACACAAAGUCCUACUAUUUUCAAUCCUUCCACAAGGUGUCCAUAAGCGUGACCUGUCAACCUGUGAAGGAAAUCCUAAACAGAAUAAAAUACUACAUACCUAUUUGUCAUGUUAAACUGAAUCCUCCAGGAAAACCAACUAUCAAUGUCACCACUGUUUCCUGGCUCGCCUUCACCACCAAGCAUGACUUCAUCACCAAUUACGAGUCAGAGCUGCAGUGGAAACAACGGGACCAAUCUUGGAGUGAGUGCCAUAUCGUGAAAAAAGGUGAAACGUGCACCGAAGAGCUGGAGCGGGACUCGCUGAUACAAGGCGAGAUGUACGAGGCACGUGCUCGCGUGCUGCCAGGCGGAGGUUAUGAGGGAGCCUGGAGUGACUGGGGCCCCACUGCAUCAUGGUCAUCUCCCGUGGGGAAAACAAAACCGCCAUCAGAUGUUGUUGUGGGCGUUGUGCACAUUGUUGUAGCAUUUGUGGCAGUGUUUGCCUUGCUGAUGGGUGCUUUCGUCCUCAAGAACCACAAGACCACAUGGGUUUACAUGAUCAAGAGGAUCAGAGGUCCGCCCGUACCGAACCCAGCUGAGUCCUUCUUGCAGGAUAGUUGGCAGAGCCCGCACUUCACCAGCGACUCCUUCCACUCCUUCAUGAAACAAGUGGAUAUCCUCUCUGUAGAAGUAACCUCCAAGGUGGAUGUGGUCGUACCCUACAAGCGAGAGGAGAAGUCGCUGAAGAAAUUGGCCACCUACGACUCCACCAACUCCAGCUUCUCCAACCCAAGUUACUCUGAGCUUUGUAGUCCCCCUCCGGUUAUCUCGCUAACUCCUGGAAAUCUGGAGCCCUGUGCUGCUGAUUCACCUUAUGGGCCCGUUGGUAGUCAGAGUGAGGAAGGAAACGCAGAACAGGAUGACAAUAAAAUGAGAGGGAGGGAUAUGGAGAUCUUUAAGUUGCUGUCCAAGAGCAGCAGCAGCAGCAGCAGCAGUGAGCUGCUGCAGGUCGAUUCAGACUAUAAGAAGACGGAGCAGAUCCAGGCUGAGCGCCUGAGGCUCCAGAGUCUAGAUUCAGGCAUGUGCAGCUGCGAAGAGGUCAGUCAAGAGAGCAUGGAGGUAGAUAGCAUCAACGUGUCUGACAGCCACGAUGAGGAGCUUGAGGAGGAGGAGGAGGAGGAGGAGGAGGAGGAGGAGGUGCAGAAGGAGGGAGUUGACGUUCAAAAGGUAGCUUUUGAGAGGCUCUUUGGAAUCAAAGGAGGUGUUUUUGGCAAGGAGUCUAUUACCAUCUGCUCCGGUUACGAGAAGGUCCAGAACCUGCAGGCUGACAGCCUAGAGCUCGCCAGCCUCGACUCAGGUGUUAGCAUCGUUAGCGGGGAGCAGGCGAGUCAGGAGGAGACCCCGGAGGGCGUCGACAACCCAACCGAAUCGACGCGCUUCCUGUUUCCUCCCCCUCCCUCCAUUGCCUUACCGUGCUCUCUGCUCCCCAUGCCACUACCACCAUCUAGUCUGAGCUCGGCCUUACGCCCUCCUCUGAGCCACGUGCUCGAGAGGAUUGCUCGGAUGUCGAGCGCCGAUUUAGUGGAGCCCUCCGGUGAUGGCUAUCUACCGGUGACACAGAAGCAGUGCUGAACCAGAUUAGAAAAACAGGCCCGGCUGUAAAACGCUGCACAGUAAAGUAUGUAGCAUGUGCAGGAUCGAACGCAGUAAGACAUUCACUCACGUGCCUUGACUGUUUUGUCUGCGAUGCGUAACAUCAAGCGAACCGUUACUCGGUGCUCAGGGGUUUAAACUCAGCGAAGGAGGAGGGGGUUAAUGAAUGUAUUUUUUUAUUAUAAUAGUUAUUAUUAUUAUUAUUAUUAUUAUUAUUAUUAUUAUUAUUGCGACUGCUUUUUUUGUAGUCUGUGACAUAUGUUCAUGUCUAUUAGUUAAUCGUACACAUAGAAAGUACAACUGACUGUGGCGUGCAUGUGAGGGGCGGGGUUUGUACACCGAUCAGGCGUAACAUUAUGGCCACGUUCCUAAUAUUCUGUGGGUGUGACAUGAUCAGUCCGGGAUCUAGUGAGUUUGGAGGCCAUUUUUUUUUUUUCCUUUUUUCCUUUCUUUUCCUUAAGUUGUUUUUGUGUGUGUGUCUGUGUCAGGCUGCACAGACGUUAUAUGUCUAAGUAACAUCCACAUGAAUGCCAGGUCCAAAAGUUUCCCAGCAGAAAAUUGUAUUGUCACAAGACGGUCAGUGGUUAUUUAUUUGUCUUGUCAGCGGUCGUAAUGUUAUGCCUGAUCGGUGCCUUUGAAACCGUACCUUCUGAUAGCCCAGCUGUUGCUUUUAUUUGUAAAAACGCAACCUUUUCAAAGUUUCACACGUGAACAAUCCUAGAAUCGCUUUCUCACUUUGUCCACUUUUUAAAGGCGACACACUGAAUGUAUCCCACUUCUUCUCCUCUUUUAUUUGCUGCAUUGCUACCGUACCAAACACUUCAGCGACUGCCGUCCGCUGCAUCUCCAGCAGAGCCGGUGUGCAGUCACCCACGCAUCAAAACAGCACGUGUUCAACUUUAAACUUUGCAUCCUUUGCCACAAUAAUACAAAUAUAUGUUUUUUUUUGUAAUGUUCCUUUUUUGUUCUUUAUUUACGUUCAUAAGGCAACUAUAUUGAAAUGUACCUACUUGAAGAACUUUGUGUUACACUGGCAUGUUACUGUGUGUGUGAAAUAAAUACAUAUCCUGGAACUUU